Messenger RNA from Ectocarpus sp. CCAP 1310/34, 2208 nucleotides. Lineage: Eukaryota; Phaeophyceae; Ectocarpales; Ectocarpaceae. The record is from the annotation of a GenBank genome assembly.
AUGCACUGCGAACACCCGCACGCCAACGAUCCCAUCAUCACGCCAGUUGCUUGUGACUCUGAGGGAGCAACAGCGGGCGUCGUAUGCUGUGCAUCUACUUCGGCAGACACUGACGAAGCCGAUACGACCAUCUGGGAAGGUUCUUGGGCGCACGCGCCCAUUCCACCCUCGGCAAGCCCAGGCGUUGGCCGUGCGAGCACGAGCAGUGCGGAGUGUGGCAAGGGAGUGCCGAUGCCGAAGUUUACGGCGUAUCCCGGGCCGGGGAGAUGGAGUCCAGCGCAGCCCUCACGCGCGGCGCAGCUCGCAGAAAAGGCCUCGGCGAAGGCGGCAAAGUCCAACGUCAUGGUGCCGGUGAACGUUCCCGCGUCCGUACCACCUAUCGUGCCAUUCUUGGGUGCAGGAGGGUCAGCAAAGAACAGCAGCGCCACGUCCGGACACAGCGGAAUGUCGUCGAUUUCGAGAGGCAUGGGGAUCGGUACAAGUACCAGCCGUACCGGGAAGAACGAAACCGAGCAGGUCGACAGCACCCAGACGGGUCAGGCGCUGCGGUCUCCGCCGUUGCCAUGGAGAGCUCCCAGGGUGGUAGAUUCCGGAGCUUGUAUGAUGGCAGGCUCGUCCGGAGCAGCAGACCGCGGAGAAGACAUAUUGGCUCUCGACCCCGAUCUACAUUUGAUGACGGGUGCGGGGUCUGUGGAAUCCGUGGGGGCAGAGACCCCGACGACGAGCGUAGGGCCUACACCGCCUGCCAUCUCGGGUAAGACAACCGGAGCAUCAUCAGCGAGUAGCUCCCAAGAGCGGCGUAUGUCAGUGCCCGACGAGGGUGUCGCGAUGCCGCUGGCUCCGGGGGAGGACGCAGCAGCGGUAGAGGUACCGGUGCCGCCGGCAACAGAUAAGCACCAGUCGGCUUCCCACAACGAGAAAGCCGCUUCUGGAGGAGCGUCGGGAGGCAUCGAGCUGUGCGUCAGCGUGGCUACCGCGACCGCAGCGGCAGACUCUGCUGCGCAAUCGCAGCCGGCAGGAAACACGCCUCCGGCGGACAUGCCAAGGCAAGGAGGGGCGUCUGCAGCGUCAGCACCAUCAGAAUCGAGCUCUCUUGCGCGUGGAUCCCGCGGCGGCGGGUCUGGAGGAACGGGACUUCGUGGUGUGGGGGUGAUCAACUCAGGGGUGGCGGCGAUGGGAGCGACGGUGGCGUGGCUUGGGAGGAGUGGGGUAAGGAUGAUGUGGUCGCGCCCUGAGAGAGGAGCGGCGGCGGCGGCUGGAUCAUCGGCGACGGGAUCAUCGGCAGCAACUGAAUCGCCACAGGGAACACGAGCAUCUGGGACAAAGAGGAAAGCUACACAGGGAUCGUGGGAUGGAAAGGGGGAAGGUUUCGCGAUUCACACCGGAACGAAGCCUGAGUCAUCGGCUACGACCGGAGCAUCGCCGGGUUCACCGGCAGCGGGGAUGAGGAGGAAGGUGACGCCGACAUCAGGGGACGGAGAGGAACGUUUCGUACCCCACACCCGGACGAAGUUUGGGUCAUCAGCUACGAUAGGAGCAUCGCCGGCGACAUCGGCAUCGGGGACAAAGAGGAAGGCGGCACCGGGAUCAGGAGAUGUAAAUCAAGGCUACGUGCCCCACACCCGGACGACGCUUGGAUCAUCGGCUACGACUGGAGCACCGGCGGGGACAUCGGCAUCGGGGUCCAAGCGGAAAGUGCAACCGGCAUUCGGGGACGGCGAGGCAAGGCUUGUGCCACGAACACACGUGAAGAGGAAAAUGACGCCGACAUUCGGGGAUGGAGUGGAACGGUUCGCGCCCCGGACGAAGGUGUCCGUGAAGAAGCAGGUGCCAGCCAAGCUCGAAUCCGUCAGGCUCACGCGCUCAUCGGCACGGGCGGUGUGGGUAGACAGCAGCAGCAGCAACACGAUCAAGCGCGGGAGAGACACGGACGACCAGGCAACGGCAGAGGGGAGGAACACGGGCUGCAAGAGGACUAAGCACAACAAGUCGAUGGGGAACAAGAGUGUGACGGACAGCCCAUCCGCAACCACAUGCAGGCCUGGCAGGAGCCGCAAGAGGAUGAACGGCGACGACGACGACAACGACGACGGCGGCGGGAGCGCGGGAGGCGGCUCCUCAGGGGCGUGGUCUGCAUCCGAGUCUCGGGCCAGCAAGCGCAUUCGCCUCACACCCUCCGGUAAAGCCCCGGUAUACUCACGCGGGUAG